Molecule: messenger RNA, 5878 nt
Organism: Saprolegnia diclina VS20
Lineage: Eukaryota; Oomycota; Saprolegniomycetes; Saprolegniales; Saprolegniaceae
Exons: 20
Coding region: 136-5832 (1898 amino acids)
Source: RefSeq, a predicted model, not a curated record
GUUGUACUGCUACGGCGACCUCGCAGAGUGAUUCCUACUUGUGUUUGACUCUGUGAGGUUUGCAGAAAGUCGAAACCCGGCAACGAACCGAUCGCAACCAUCCCGCCGUUUCCUUGUCGUUUUCUGCCUGUCGACAUGGCAGCGAAGGCGCGGAGCUGGGACUGGGCGGCGCAGCGUCUCUGGUCGGAGGACGCCAAGUGCAACGUGCGGCUUCCCGACACGGUGCUAAUGGACGCGGAGGGCCGGCCGCAGCGGUGGCUCUUCGCCUCCAAGCACGGCCACGUCGCCAAAAAGAAGGACGACCACGUGAGCCCGAGCAGCAUUCGCGACCGGUUCACUCGCGUCGCUGCGCAUCCCAAGAACGCGCUGCGCCACACAGCGCACGCUUUCUACCGCAGCGGAAAGCGAGAGCUGCUGGACGCAACCCAGUUCAGCAACCUCCUCGACGCCCUGCAUGGCGUGCCCAAGCACCGACCGAGCCUCGCUGGCCUCGUCGCCUACGUUCACAGCAGCACCGAGAACGUGCUGGUCGAGUUCCGAGCCAAUCACGGCGUCUCAAUAUCGAGCCAUGACGUGGCAGGGCGCGCGAGGAAGGAGAUCGAGCGCGCGACGCUGGACGUCGUGAGCUUUCUCCAGACAACGGCCCAGGUGUCGAUUACGAAGCUCGUUGCCGAGUUUGUAGUCGACGACGACAACGUCGUGUGGCUGUCGCACGUGCCGCAGACGCUCGUGGAAGCGGCGCCCGGAACGCAGUCGCUGCCGAGCUUGGCCAAGACAGACGCCCCGUCGAGCGCCAAGUGUGCAGGAGAGUUUUGCCGAUACACAGACGCCGACCUUCCUGGGCUGUAUACGGCACCGCCAUUGACGCCGCUGCCGCUGGCCGACACGGGCCAGCGCACCAAGAUUGGCUACAACAACAUCUUGCUCGCGCGCGCUGCUAUGGGGUAUCUGCUCUCGCGCUCGGACGACGCCGCGGGGUGGGAUGCUCUCGACGCUGCUCAGCGCGCAGAACUCGGGCAGUCGAACCCGUCGCACUUUUACAAGCAAGUCGGCGUCUGUCCCAACUGCCACUCGAUAUAUGCCCAGCUGCAGACUCUGCGCCACAACCGCUUUUGCCACGAGAGCGACCGCCCAACGUCGUCGAUCAAGAAGAAGAAGAAGGCGGCGAUAAAAGCCAAAGCGACAACCAGCAGCAACCUGAGCAACAACCAGCAGCCAUCGGAGUCGCUCUUGAAGUUCAUGGGCGUGGCAAAGCCUGACGCAGAUGCGCACGAAACCGCGUUCCUUGCAGAGCUCCAUCGACAGUCGCAACUCCUCGAACCGCUCUCGGUGUCGGCUGCAUCGUCAGCACGGCUACCCGAAGACGACGCAGCGAGCACGACCGAAGCCCCUUCCAUGGUCAAGCGAAAAUGCAAGAAGGGUCCACCGCGUCCCAAGGACAACCAAGUGCUGGCGCAGUUUGAGGCCGAGUGGACCGCAGUCGAGUCCGCCAACAAGUCUCUCGUGGCCGAGAACGCCCGACUCGCGGCGCGUCUUGCCGAUGUGGAAGCUGCGCGGCAGCAAGAGCAGGCGCAAUGGACGACCGAUCGUGCACAGCUGCUCGAGUCCAACGGAGUGCUUGAGAAGCAGUCCAAAGCGCUCGGGAAGCGGCUCAGCACCCUCCAAAAAGAGUUUUCAGAUGCCAUGGCGGCCAAGGACAACGAGUGGACACAACGACUCUUGGAGACUGAGCAACUCUACUCUGCCCGAACAACGCCGCCACCAAGCCGGGAGGUGGCCAGUGGCAACCAACUGAGCCUCAUUGAGACCAUUGAGCAGCUCUCGGCGCAGCUCGAGGUGGAGCAGCGCGAGCGAGAGACGGACCGACAACGGCUCGCUGCAACGCACCAAGCUGACGUCCAGCGGGUGCACGACCGCCUCCAACUCGAGACCGAGGCGCUGCGGAUUGGCCACCGCCAGCAGCUGGAUACGAUCGAAGAGCUCAAGACACAGCUGCUAACGACGUCGCAUCAGCUGCAAGUCGCUCAGGCGCAAACCAAACAGGCGAAAGCAGCGGCUCUCGACGCCCAAGUGGCCGUGUCGACCCUCGAAGACAAGAUUGUGGCCUUGGAAGCGAAGAGCCCCGCUCUGCUUCCGACGACUGCUGCUGUCGACAGUGCUGCGACCGAGAAGCUCCAGCACAAGAUCGAGUACCUGAAAGCGCAGCUGGCGUCCGAAACGCGUUGUAAGGAGGAGCUUGGUGCAACUGUCGCAACGCUGACGGCCAACCUUGACAGCCUCAAGCGCGACCGCAAAAAGCUUUCUUCGGACCUCGACGAAGCGCACCGCAAGCAACUCGAGAAGGCCGACGCACGCUACCGCGCAGAAGUUGAGACCGUCCAAGCGGCCAAUGCGGCGCUGCAGUCCAAGCUGGCGACGCUCCAGGCCAACGUCGCUGACCUCGUCGCCGACCUUGCAGCGUCGCGCAACAGAGAGGAAAGCGCCAAGCUCUCGAUGGAGAAGCUCGCAAGCGAAUCAGUGCGCCUGCACGCGCGCAUCGCCGAGCUCGAAGCCACGAACGAGGAGCUCCAAGAGGCGACAAACGGCACCAAAUCGUCGCUUGAAGACGCAACGCGAGCUACGAUGGAAGCGACGCUUCGCCGUCUAACGCACGAGCGGCAGUACUUGAAGAGCCAGAUGGACGGCGAAAUACGGCGCAAGGACGACGCAGAGGCCAAGGUGCGCGAACUUCAGGCGCAGUUGGCCGACGCUACGACGUCAACGAAAGCAGAGGUGAUCGCAGCCAAGCAAGCGGCUAAAGAAAAAGAGGCAGCACUAGCAACGGCACUGGCCAAGCUUGAGGAGACGCAGUUGCUUACGCAGGGCGAGCUCUCGAGCACAAAGCACCAGCUCCACGACGCCAAAAUCGCCCUCAUUGGCGCGCGCGAUGAAAGCCAGCGUGCACGUGCCGAGCUUGAGACGCAGCGCGCUGACCUCGCGCACCUGAAAUCGAGCCUCCUGUCGACGCGCGAGGAGCUUUUGAAGGAGCGAGACCGCAGCAAACUCAACGCAGAGCGCCAGACGACGUCGCUUCAGGCCAUCAAGGCGUCACUCGUCGAGACAGAAGCGUCCAAAGCUGCCGAGAUUGUGGCGCUGCACAACGAGCGCACGCAGCUGCGCUCGACCCUCGCGGAGGCGCACAGCACGCAGCUCGCGCUCGCUGCCUCGCUGCAAGCCCAAAGCGUGCAGCAAAAACAGCAAGUCGCACUCUUGCGCGUAGCGCUAUCAACAGCGCACCGCGAGGCGACGCGGGUGUUGCGACGUUGGGACGCCUGGACACGCCUCGUAGCCUGUCACCGCGUCCAAGCGUCUGGAGCGCAGACACUCAAGGACGCGCUGCAGGCUCGAGAACUCGUGUGGCACGACCGCCUGUCCGUCGCCUGCGCUGACGUCCACGAAAAGUGCACACUGGAAAGAGACUUGGCGCUGGCGGCCGUGUCCGAGCGGCUUCUCACGGACGCUGCCGAAGCCGCCCAAGUAGCAGCGCAUGCCCACGCGCAAGCUCUUACGGAUUGCGAGGUUGCGUCGGCGGCCAAAUUGGAGCUGAUCAAAAACGAACUCACAAGACUGCACGACGCCGAGGUGGAGGCACUGGAAGCCAGUCACGUGCAGGCCAUUGAGGCUCUCCAGGAAGCCGCUCGCCAGAGCCAAGACGAGGCGGACGCAGCCAUCGCGCAGCUCGAGGCCGAACGUCGGGUGCGGGAGUCGGAAUUACAGAACGCUGCGAGCGCGCGUUUGACGCAAGCGCUGAGAGAGAUGGAGUUAGCCCACAGCAACGAUCUCCGAGAGGUCCAAGCUGCGGCAGCGACACAUCAUGAGAUGAUAGAAACGAUGCACGCCGCAGCCUUGAGCGAGGCAAGAACCGCGGCAGAGGCUCUCUUCGACACCGAGCAAGCUCGAUGGGAGGCUAUAGCUUCCAUGACUGGCGCUGACAUCGAAGCGCGUUGGGUCGCAAAAGCCCAGAGAGCGCUGGCGUUGACCCAAGACUCACUCUUGCACGACCAAGCCACAGCCACGCAAGCGCUCAUCUCGCAACACAACGCAGCAGCCGCCGAUACGGUCGCCCACUGGACGCACCUGUUGGAAACUGCGCGGACGGAGCACGCGACGGCCACUGCAGAACUACGCGCCAAUGCCGACGCCAAGCUCGCGGCCGAGCUCGAGGCUUGUCGGCGCGAGAUGGCCGAGCAGAAAGGCAACGCUGUUUUGACGACAACUGCCAAGUGGCAGCGCGCCCUUGCAGACACCACCGCCCGGAUCGAAACCGAAAGAAAGGUGGCCUAUGACAAGGGCGUGUCGGACCGCGAGGCCGAAUGGCAGCGGGCUGCUGCUCUCAUCAAGCAAGCCCAAAAGGACGAGGUUGGCGCACUGGAGCGUGACUCCAAACAGGCACUUGCCGCGUGCGAGGAGCGGUUCGGCUUGCUAUUGGCUGCCAAGACGCAGGAGCUACAGGCGGCGUGCGCUGCCACCCUGAACGCAGCAGCUGCGACCGCCAAAAUGGAGCAAGAACAUGCGAUCGCUGCAACACGCGACGCAGUCGCAGAGACAACCGAAGCCCGCGUCGUCGCUGAAUGGUCCAAUCGCAUGAGUGCGGCCGCUGCCGCGAGCGACCAGCAGCUGCGCGACGCCUGUGCCGAGCUCCAAACGACCAUGCAAAACGAAGCCGAAGAGCAGCUUACAGCUGCCAAGACGCGGUGGAGCCAACUGAAAGCUGAUGAAAUCGCUACGCUACGGGCCGCGUUACGCAGCGACCACUACCAACAGCUCCAAGAUGAGCUAGGAAAGGUCCGGCGUGCGCAUGAAGCGCAGUUGGCACAAUUGCAGGCAGACCACAGUGCAGCCUUGGCCUCCGCUACCGCGCAGCUGCGAGCUGACGCAGACACGGAGCUCCAGACGCGGCUGCUAGCCUGUCAAGAGACCGCCAACCAGCAACACGAAGCAGAGAUGGCGCUCGUCCAAGAAGAGAGCGAGAAGCUCAUCGACAAGGUCGAGAUCGCCAUGCAAGCACUCAAAAAGCAAAAAGAGGCAACGGAGACGGAGCUACAGCGAGUGACGCACGCCCUUGAGGAAGCGGAAGACGCGGCGUUCGAUCUGCAAGAAGAGAUGAGCUCGCUCAAGAAGAAAUACGUCAUGCGGCACCUUCUCAUGUUACAUUCCGGGCUGCAAAAGAUGCAAAUCAUGGAAGAUGAGCUCGACACGAAAGAAAUGGAGAAGGCGGCCGCCGAUCGGUUGUGGCAAGCCAAGCUGGACACCACGACCAACGACUUGUCGCGCCAGCUCACACAGUCCACGACCACGAUCGACAAGCUUCACGAGGUCUACGCCACAGUGUACGAGACCUUGGUCAACUACCGUCGCGACGAGCUUGUCCAACACCGAAGCGCCAGCAAUGUCGUCACAAGUGAACUGGACGUUUUGCACGCCCAGAUCGAUCAAGUGCUUCACAGCAAAUCUGAGAGCGAUCGCGAGAUCGAGAAGGCCCAAGCAGACCUCGGCGCCCUCGAGGACGAGCUCAGUGGCAUCCAACUUAUGAAGGACGGCCACGUCAACCAAGCCCAAGUCGCCAGAAAGCGCCGGCUGCAUCAAGAGACGGAAGCGCUUUUGGAAGCCAUCGACUCGAAGAAAGCCAAGGCGCGUGGCGUCGAAGUCCAGCUUAACGAGCUCUAUGGGCUCCAGCGCGCCAAGGAAGAUGAAAUGAAGGGCCUCGAGCGCCAUCUCGUCACGAUCCUCGUCGAGCAGCAGAAACAGCUUCUCACUCUCGUCUCGUCCGUCAAGAGCAUUUCCGCCGUAUAGUUUAGUGUCAUAUCCAAAAUAGAAGAUAGAUUGUGUCGACUCUGUU